AUAAGUAUAGAUUUAGCCAAAAAAAAAAAAGACAAAUAAUAGAGAUGUAAUUGUCUCUGUUAAGAAUCUAUAAAUCCGCAAAAAUUCUUGUAUACACGGCAAAAAUUCUUGUGGCAAGUUUUUCUGCAGCCAAUCCAUGGAUACCAAGAGCAACCCAAUUACGUUGAUGCUUUCCCUUUUCUUCUUGUGCCUAUGUCUCAAGUCCCAUAUCUGCUUUGGAGCUGACACCAUCACAGCAAACCAGUCUCUCUCUGGUGACCAAACCAUUGUUUCAGCUGGUGGGAAAUUUGAACUGGGUUUCUUCGAGGCAGGUAAUACUGCAAACUACUACAUAGGCAUGUGGUACUACAAGAAACUAGUACCAGACCAAACCAUAGUCUGGGUGGCCAAUAGGGUGCAGCCAGUCUCUGAUAGAUUUUCUUCAGAGUUGAGAAUCUCAGAUGGUAAUUUGGUAUUGUUUAAUGAGUCCAAAACCCCUAUUUGGGCCACAAAUGUCAGUUCAAGUUCAGCCUCUUUUAUACACGUAGUUCUUUUAGAUAAUGGAAACCUUGCGCUAAGAGCUGGGUCUUUGCCUUUAUGGCAAAGUUUUGAUCAACCAGCCCACACUUUUCUACCAGAAAGCAAACUUGGGUUCAACAAUGUUACAAAGCGAACUCAACUCCUGACUUCAUGGAAGAAUUCUGAGGAUCCUGCACCGGGUCCAUUCUCUCUUGAGCUAGACGCAACAAGCAACUCAUUUAUUAUAAAGUGGAAUAGGUCUCAACAGUAUUGGACAACUGGAUUUUGGGAUCAAAGCAGACAUAGGUUCAGUUUGCUUUCCGAGAUGUUGAUGCCUAACCAUAUCUUCAAUUUCAGAUAUGUUACAAACGAAAAUGAGAGCUACUUCACCUAUUCUCUUUAUGGUGCUAACAUCACAUCUCGAUUAAUAAUGGAUGUAUCGGGUCAAGUUAAGCAACUGUCCUGGUUGCACACAGGGGGAUGGAAAUUGUUAUGGAUUCAACCAAAGAAUCACUGUGAUGUUUAUGGUCUAUGUGGGGCAUUUAGUCGUUGUAGUGAGAAACCCUUGCCCCUCUGUAAUUGUUUGAAUGGUUAUGAACCGAAAUCCAAGGUGGAUUGGGAUUUGCAGGAUUACUCCCUAGGGUGUUCAAGAAAAACCAGGCUGCAGUGUGGAAAUGUUACUGGUGUUGAUGGGAUGAGUGACCGGUUUAUAGAAAUGUCUAGCAGGCUAUCAUCCGAAGAUAUACAGAUUCAGAAUUUGACUUAUGUUCAUAGUAUUGAAGACUGUGAAUCAAUUUGCUUAAAUGAUUGCAAUUGCACUGCUUAUGGUUAUAGCAGCUCUUCUUCUGAAUGUUCAACUUGGAAAGGAGAUAUGUGGGCGGAUGAAAAUGGAAGAACUUUAUACAUCAGAACAGCAGCUUCUGAUUAUAAGAAUCCCACAAGUAGAAAGCGAACCAUUGUAAUUGCAACAGUCUCAGCAACUGCAGGGUUGCUUACAAUAGUCUUUGGCCAUUUUUUAUGGAAGAAUACUUUGGGAAAGAGAAGUGAAACUAUAAAGAAUCUUAGCGCUGCUGGUGUGGAGAAUGAUACAGAACUACCACUAUACAGUUUAAGGAGUAUAUUAGUGGCUACUAAUAACUUCUCUGAAGCGAAUAAACUAGGAGAGGGAGGAUUCGGCCCUGUUUAUAAGGGGAUUUUGCCUGAAAAUCAAGAAGUAGCCAUAAAAAGGCUAUCAAAGAAGUCCGGGCAAGGACAACAGGAGUUCAUGAAUGAGUUAAAGCUUAUUGCGAAGCUCCAACAUACCAACCUUGUCAGACUCUUGGGUUGCUGCAUUGAAGCAGAGGAAAUGAUAUUGGUGUAUGAGUACAUGCCAAAUCGAAGUUUGGACAAAUUUUUGUUUGAUCCAUCCGAAAAGACAAAACUGGAUUGGGGUAGACGUUUUAGAAUUAUAGAAGGUAUAGCUCAAGGAUUGCUUUAUAUCCACAAGUACUCAAGAUUAAGAAUCAUUCACAGGGAUCUAAAAGCAAGUAAUAUUCUAUUGGAUGGAACAAUGAACCCUAAGAUUUCUGACUUUGGAAUGGCAAAGAUUUUUGACAUAAAUCAAACUGAAGCAAAUACUAACAGGGUUGUUGGGACCUACGGUUACAUGUCACCUGAGUAUGCACGUUAUGGUCAUUUCUCUGAGAAAUCGGAUGUAUUUAGCUUUGGAGUUUUGUUGCUGGAGAUUGUAAGUGGAAAGAAGAAUGCUGUUUUCUAUCGUUCUGAACGUUCACUAACUCUCGCUGGAUGGGCAUGGGACCUAUGGAACGAAGGAAGGGGAAUAGAGGUGAUUGAUGCAUCAAUAAGGGAAAUAUUUCAGGCUCAUGAAGCUUUAAGGUGUAUCCAUGUAGGACUUCUGUGCGUUCAAGAAUCUGCAGCUGAUCGACCUACAAUGGCGUCAGUAAUUCACAUGUUGCAGGGAAAUGAAGCUACAUCUCUUCCACCCACCAAAGAACCUGCUUUUUCAACACAGAAGAAUUUCAGUGCUAUUGGUUCUUCUCAAAGAUCUACCAAUUAUUCAAACAAUGCACUCACGAUUAGUUUGCCAGAAGCUCGAUAGACGUUUCAACAAUGUUUCCUUUCUUCGACACAUUCAAAGUUAGAGGUAUAGCAAUCUGUUUUUGUUUUAGUUCCAUGACUACUAUUUGGAUUUGGUUGUCCUAUUUUGAGGUGUGAGUCUUUAUGGACCUUAACUAUGCCCUAUUAGUUAUUUGGGAUAAAUAAUAUCAUGGAGGAGGUCACUGGUUUGAAUUUCAAUAGAAUUAAAGGAUGAGUGGGAUGAAAUAACAAAGAUAAAAGGAAAUCUAAAAUUAUGGAGAGGACCAUGUAUAUGAGAGGACCAUGUUG
Rosa chinensis is the source of this 2883-nucleotide messenger RNA. Its product is annotated as receptor-like serine/threonine-protein kinase SD1-8. Gene Ontology annotation, biological process: recognition of pollen; protein phosphorylation. Gene Ontology annotation, molecular function: protein serine/threonine kinase activity; ATP binding. Bases 137 to 2596 code for a protein of 819 amino acids. Lineage: Eukaryota; Viridiplantae; Streptophyta; Magnoliopsida; Rosales; Rosaceae. The record is from RefSeq and is a predicted model, not a curated record. The transcript has 7 exons.